Molecule: messenger RNA, 697 nt
Organism: Bursaphelenchus xylophilus (pine wood nematode)
Lineage: Eukaryota; Metazoa; Nematoda; Chromadorea; Rhabditida; Aphelenchoididae
Source: the annotation of a GenBank genome assembly
AUGCAACGGAAUAUCAUCCAAGUCGCCCGAGCUUCAUCCGAUGCUGUCUCUAUGGCUGUGAAUCAAGGUGGGUAAUAUUUUUGUAUUACUUUAGGCGCGAAGAAAAUUCGUUUUUUUGGAAUUUCUUUUUUUCGGAUUUAGCUCUUUUCGAUUCACAGAAGUUGUUUGUUAGAGGCUGUUCAGAUUCUGAAAUUGUAACGGAUAGAGUUACUAAUGAAAAAUCGCUUACUUUAACUUUCUUUAUCCAAUUAUUUUUUUCUCAGAAAGGGUUUUUCUUACCCUUUCUCCUUUAGGCGAACGCCGUUUCCUCUCGACCACACCAAUCCAAGAGGCGACCAUCGUGGAGAACGCCAAGCAAGCCACUUCUCAAGCCUGGGAGAAGACUAAAGAAAAGGCCGGACAAGCCGCUGAUACCGUCAAAGAAACUUUUGGAAAGGCGUCGGAUACAGCGAACGAAACCGCAUCAAAUGCUUAUGAAACUGCAAAGUCCGCCGGUAGAUCAUCCUACACGGAAGCGAAGGAAAAAGGAGAAGCUGUGAAGGAGAAGGCCGCCGAACUGAAAGAGAAGGCCAAGGAUUCCGUCUACGAAGGCAAGGAAAAGGUGAAGAAAGUCAGUAAGCAACGAGUCUCGCCAUAUAUGAAAGCCCGUUUAGAAUUAGACAAAGAAGACGCGGAUAAAUGGGCUCGUUAUCAAUAA